AUCAUAAUUUAUGAUUUUUUAUUAACUAGAAAAACAAUAACAUUGGGUUCAAAAUGUAUUCACCAAGACAAAAGAUAUUAUGGUUCGCGUUCAGUACUAGAAUUUUUAUUAUACUAUUACAAGCAGUAUUCAACGCUCUUAUCCCAGACCAUGACGCAAACGUAUUCCUUAGUCCUGAAGACCCGGCAUUGCGUAAAUCUACCGGCGAUGUUUUUGUGGAAAAGUUUUUGGGCGGAAUGAAGAGAUGGGAUGGUCAAUAUUUCAUACACAUAGCUCAGUAUGGGUAUACUUAUGAGAACUGUUUGGCAUUCUUUCCACUAUUCCCAUUAUUGGUUAGACACAUUGCAUACAUAUUAAACAGCGUUACAAGUGGAUUCAUCAACUUUCAUAGCAACUUAUUAAUAUCAGCAACAUUAAUCAAUUUCAUAUUUUUUAUUAAAUCUGCUGAUGUAUUACAUAGAUUAAGUCUAAGAGUUCUCCGUAGUGAAAGCAGAGCAUAUAAAUCUGUGAUUUUGUAUUGUGUUAAUCCUGCUAGUAUAUUUUUUGUAGCACCAUAUUCUGAAACACUAUUUGCAUUUAUGUCAUUUUACACAAUGUUAAAAUGUACGGAACCAGAAACACUUAGAUUUGCAAAUAUAGAUAUGAUAAGUGCUUUACCAGCUGGAUUUUCCAUGAUAACUAGGUCUAAUGGCUCUGUUAACUUGGGCUUUAUUCUUUACACUAGUUUUAAAAAUACAAUUGAGAAAACAAUACCUGAGAUAUUGUAUAAAUAUAAAACACUCAAAAACAAAAUGAUUGUACCAGCAUUGUUAUUACCAUUGUUUACAUCGGGACUUGCUCUAUUUAUGACUGUGAUAAUAGCUAUCAUUCCAUUUGUAUUAGUGCAGACAUACAAUUACUUCAAAUUUUGUAUACUCAGUGAGCAUAAUUUGCCAGAGUUUCUAUCUAAUUCAGAAUUUGUACUACCAGGCAGUGCUGAGAGUCCAUGGUGUAAUAAUUCAUUGCCUUUGUCUUACUCUUACAUACAGAGUCACUAUUGGGAAGUUGGAUUUUUUAAAUAUUAUCAAGUUAAACAACUUCCAAAUUUUAUGCUGGCGAUGCCCAUAUUGGUUAUAAUAUUGUUUAAUUGUUUAUCGUAUAUAAAGAAUAAUAUAAGGUUAUGUUUAAGACUGGGAUUAAAGGACAAUAUAUUAAAUUUUGGAUAUGCUAGCAAGAUGCCUUAUAAGCCAAAGCAAUAUUCUAAGGGAUUUGGGGCCAAUGAUCCAAUAUAUUUUGUGUAUAUUGUACAUAUAAUGUUUUUAACAAUUUUCUGUAUUGUAUUUGUACAUAUACAAGUGUCAACUAGACUAUUAGCAUCUGCAAGUCCAAUUUUAUAUUGGAUAUGCUCAAGUAAGAUGAAUGUAGGCCCUACUCCCACUUCUGAUCAGAAUACUAUAAAUGAACAUUUUCGCCGUAUAGGGAUGGGUAAAAGAAUACCUUCGCAUCAUUUAUCUAUUGCAAAUUUAGAGGGAGUAGAUAACAUGUACAGUAAAUGGAAAACAUUUAUUAUUUCUAGAAGAAUGCCUGACUUUCACUCACGAUUUAUACAAUGUUAUUUUUUAGGGUACUUUAUCAUUGGAACAAUAUUUUUUGCUAACUUUUAUCCCUGGACCUGAUUUAGUUGUGUAGUUAGUAUAUAUUAAUCAUUCAUUUUGUCUAGUACAUAUCAUGACCAGACAUAUUCGUUUAUAUAAAUCUCCUAGUUUUACAUAUCAUUCUUAAUGAUAAGACAUCUAAUCUUACUUCUUAUAGGAAAGCAUUUCAUUCCACUUGGACCUUUUGGCUUGAAUUCUAAUAAUGCAUGGGGCCUUUUAUAUAAGUCCAUUUUAAAUGUUUAAAUUAAGUAUAUUAUAUUAAUGUUAAAUUUAAAAUUAAUUAAAAAAAACUUUCGUAAUAACACUGAAGCCUUUUAACAUUUAAAUGUUACGAUUUUAAAUGCACUAGUCAUAAUUAUUAUUAAAAAAUAAGAGUGUUUUAAAAUUAUGUGGGUAGUAAAAUGAUCUCAAUCUUUAUAUUAGUCUAGUCUAUUUUAAAUAGAUAAUUAUAUUUUGCUUGAAUAAGAACUAAAAACUGCGUAUAAAGUAUAAUGUAUGUAACUAUAAUGUUAUCACAAGUAAUUGCUGGUUUAUGUGUAAACCAGCCAUAAUGUAGAUAGUAUUUCCACUUGCCUUUAGCUGAGAUCAGGGUUACCUACUUAUUGUUAAGAUAAUUGUAUUCUUUGCUAUUUGUUAAACAUUGCAUAGUACAUUAUUGUAAUAAGUGGUGUUUAAUGGUUGUAAAUAAUUGUGUAUUUGACAGAAUAUAACAAUCAUCAAUCAUGUUUAUGAAAAAAGACAUUGCAAAAAAACAUUGAGCAAAAAAAAAAAUUAU
This is a messenger RNA of Colias croceus (clouded yellow), 2409 nucleotides long. It is a transcript of the gene PIG-V, whose product is annotated as GPI mannosyltransferase 2. The transcript has 2 exons. Gene Ontology annotation, molecular function: GPI mannosyltransferase activity; alpha-1,6-mannosyltransferase activity. The record is from RefSeq and is a predicted model, not a curated record. Bases 54 to 1655 code for a protein of 533 amino acids. Gene Ontology annotation, biological process: GPI anchor biosynthetic process. NCBI's taxonomy places the organism in Eukaryota, Metazoa, Arthropoda, Insecta, Lepidoptera, Pieridae. Gene Ontology annotation, cellular component: endoplasmic reticulum membrane; mannosyltransferase complex.